AUGGCAACUUCAAUUGGUGCUGACUGCAGCUCCACUCUGCUGUACCACAAGAUCGCCAUCGGCACGCUGGUCUUGACGGCGCUGCAUGGAUUGGCGUACAUGCUGGCUCAUGAUAAUAGUGAGGAGGAUGCUACGGUCGUGCUCUUCCUGUUCUCGCUCGGCCCGAUCCGCCGCAAGUUCUUUGAGUUCUUCGUGCGCGUGCACUGGGUCCUCUUCAUCGUGGCGAUCUCAUCCACGGGGCUGAUCUGGAACUGGUUGGGAAUCUACGCCAGGGGCUCCCUUCUCAACGGGAAGAAGACUGCUGAUAACAGCACGACGAAUAGCCCGGCUAACUUCGUCACGGGGAAGCGUCUGGGUGUCAUUGCGCGCGGCCAGCUCUCGGUGUCACUUUGCGUUGUUCUCGGGCGGCAUUGGCGUCACGCCCAUGCGUUCGAUCGUCAACUGGCUGCACACGAUGUCAACACCCAAGGACGUCCGGGUAUCGAGCGCGUGCACUUCGUAUGGUCCGUGCGCGACCGCGACACUAUCGAGGCAAUGAUUGGCAACAAGGUACUCAAGCCCGGAUCCAGCUCCUACUUCCCUUCCCGCACGACCUCAUCGCGGCCCAUGCGCGACUUGGAGGGGUCCUGGGCGGACCAACAGCUCGAGAGCUGCCUGCGCUAUAACUGCCGCCCGGACGUUGCGGCUACGCUGCGCAGCCUCGGCGAGCAGGACAAGCAAAGCGGCAAGCAGCGCGUUGCUGUGCUGGUCUGCGGGCCGUACGCGAUGGUGCGAGAUGUGAUUGCCACCAGCAUGGCGCUUGGCAGGGAGAUGAAUGUGCACUUCGACGUGCACAGCGAGCUGUUCGAGUUCAAAGGAAGCUUCGAGAGGGCGUUAAGUAGGGCUGACAACGUUUUGGUCUAA
Molecule: messenger RNA, 903 nt
Organism: Phytophthora sojae
Lineage: Eukaryota; Oomycota; Peronosporomycetes; Peronosporales; Peronosporaceae
Exons: 5
Coding region: 1-903 (300 amino acids)
Cellular component (GO): plasma membrane
Source: RefSeq, a predicted model, not a curated record